Molecule: messenger RNA, 918 nt
Organism: Olea europaea var. sylvestris
Lineage: Eukaryota; Viridiplantae; Streptophyta; Magnoliopsida; Lamiales; Oleaceae
Product: mediator of RNA polymerase II transcription subunit 28-like
Exons: 4
Coding region: 354-773 (139 amino acids)
Biological process (GO): regulation of DNA-templated transcription
Cellular component (GO): mediator complex
Source: RefSeq, a predicted model, not a curated record
UCUCACUCUCCCCCACCACCCCCUCCCCCUUACGCGGCUUUCACGCACACGCAGUUAGCCUUAACGUUGGUUGGAAUAAGAGGAGUCUCUCUCGUCUAGUCUUGAAAUUCAGAAAUAUCCUUUUUCAAAUCUUCAGUAUGUUUACCUUCGCUCCCAAAAAAUUAAAAUGUUUCAGAAAUAUCAAUUAAGUUGGAUUACGCGUGUGGGAUUAAGGGAGUGUGUUUGCUGGUUUUUCUUAUUUGUUUGAUCUUGUAAUUUCUUUUUUCUCCUCAAUUUUGCUGUGCACUUCACGUGUUUGUUAAAUCGUCUAAGGGAUAGUUCUACUACUACUAUGAUUUUCUUGAAGGAUUGACAUGGCUGAAAGAAAAUUGAAUGAGCCGCAGCAAGAUGCACAAUUGCAGUCUCCUCCUGCAACAAAGGAGGACAUGAUCUCUUACGUGGUAGCAUUGGAGGCUGCUUUGCUACCGUGCUUACCUGCAAGAGAACUCCAAGCAAUCGACCGUUCUCCCCAUCCUUCUCACCAGAUUGAUGUGGAGAGACAUGCUAGAGACUUUAUGGAGGCAGCCAAAAAGCUUCAGCUCUAUUUUAUUGGUUUACUACGCGAGGAUCAGCCCACCAGAGCAGAAACCCUUCAGAAGGAGAUUGCUAUGAUGGAAGAAGAGUUAAAAUUAAAGACUGAGCUAAUUAAUAAGCAAGAGCGACGGAUUCAAGGGUGGAGGGAGGAGUUGAAAGAGCAACUGCACAAACACAAAACUCAGUUGGAAAGAGUGUAACUAGAAAGAUGUCUAAAACUCUGAUUGAACCGAUGAUUAAUACGUUAAACCUCCAUGAAUUUUGAAAGUUUGAAGUUUCGUGUUUUAUAACCUAUACCCUCGUCUGGGCGCCGUUUUCUUACAAAAAAUGCAUUCUUGGGUCACA